Messenger RNA from Camelus dromedarius (Arabian camel), 1732 nucleotides. RefSeq names its product eukaryotic translation initiation factor 2B subunit gamma (gene EIF2B3). Gene Ontology annotation, cellular component: guanyl-nucleotide exchange factor complex; eukaryotic translation initiation factor 2B complex. Lineage: Eukaryota; Metazoa; Chordata; Mammalia; Artiodactyla; Camelidae. Bases 126 to 1565 code for a protein of 479 amino acids. Gene Ontology annotation, biological process: biosynthetic process; cytoplasmic translational initiation. The record is from RefSeq and is a predicted model, not a curated record. Gene Ontology annotation, molecular function: translation initiation factor activity; guanyl-nucleotide exchange factor activity. The transcript is spliced from 14 exons.
CUGUCAGUCGGCCGCGGCGUGAGGAGCGCAGAGAGCGGUAGCGGCGCGCUGGGACCUGAGUUGUGUAGGUUCAGGACGGUGAAAUACAAGGAGGAAUACAAUAAGGUCUGGCUGAGAGAUCAAUUAUGUUUGUAAAAAUGGAAUUUCAAGCAAUAGUAAUGGCAGUUGGAGGGGGAUCUCGGAUGACAGACCUGACUUCCAGCAUUCCUAAACCUCUGCUUCCAGUUGGUAACAGACCUUUAAUUUGGUACCCAUUAAACCUGCUUGAGCGUGUAGGAUUUGAAGAAGUCAUUGUCAUUACAACCAGAGAUGUCCAAAAGGCUCUAUGUGCAGACUUUAAUAUGAAAAUGAAGCUAGAUAUUGUAUGUAUUCCUGAUGAAGCUGACAUGGGAACUGCAGAUUCUCUGCGCCACAUAUAUCAGAAACUUAAGAUAUUGAAUGAUAACAGCAUUUACUUUCUGAGACAACAUUGUCACCACUUCAGAGGCAUCUGCAUUGGGACAGACAUUCUAGUCCUGAGCUGUGAUCUGAUAACAGAUGUUGCAUUACAUGAGGUUGUGGACCUAUUCAGAGCUCAUGAUGCAUCACUCGCCAUGUUAAUGAGAAAAGGCCAAGAUGGCUUACAGCCAGUUCCAGGUCAAAAAGGGAAAAAAAAAGCAGUGGAGCAGCGAGACUUCGUUGGAGUGGACAGCACAGGAAAGAGGCUGCUCUUCAUGGCUAAUGAAGCAGACUUGGAUGAGGAGCUGGUCAUUAAGGGAUCCAUCCUGCAGAAGCACCCUAGAAUACAUUUCCACACAGGCCUUGUGGAUGCCCAUCUCUACUGCUUGAAAAAAUACGUUGUGGACUUCCUAAUGGAAAAUAAGUCAAUCACUUCCAUCCGGAGUGAACUGAUUCCAUACCUCGUAAGAAAACAGUUCUCCUCAGCUUCAUCACAACAAGGACAAGAAGAAAAAGAGGAGGAUCUAAAGAAAAAGGAGCCAAAGUCCUUAGAUAUUUACAGUUUUAUAAAAGAAGCGAAUACAUUGACCUUUGCUCCCAAUGAUGCCUGCUGGAAUGCCUGUCAAGGAGACAAUUGGGAAGAUUUGUCUAGAUCACAGCUGCGCUGCUACGUCCAUAUCAUGAAAGAGGGGCUUUGCUCUCGAGUGAGCACCCUAGGACUCUAUGUGGAAGCAAACAGACAGGUGCCCAAAUUGCUACCUGUUAUCUGUCCAGAAGAAUCACUGGUGCAUUCAUCAGCCCAGAUUGCCAGUAAACACCUGGUUGGAGUUGACAGCCUCAUUGGGCCAGAUACACAGGUUGGAGAGAAGUCAUCCAUUAAGCACUCAGUCAUUGGUUCAUCCUGCAUCAUAAGAGAUAGAGUGACUAUCACCAAUUGUCUUCUCAUGAACUCAGUUACUGUGGAGGAAGGAAGCAACAUCCAGGGCAGCGUCAUCUGCAACAAUGCUGUAAUCGAGAAAGGAGCAGACAUCAAGGACUGCCUAAUUGGAAAUGGCCAGCGGAUUGAAGCCAAAGCCAAACGAGUGAAUGAGGUGAUCGUGGGGAAUGACCAGCUUAUGGAGAUAUGAGUUCUGACCAAGUCAGAUUCCAUCCUCUUGGCCCUCAGAACUACAGAUGUUGACUGGCCCACCUGUUUGACUCUGUAUUUAUUUUCCAAUAAAAGAAGGGCUCACAAAGGCAUGCUGGAGACUUGGGCAGUAGUCCCAAGCUCCACAUCAGGUGGGCUCCAGGGAUA